Perca fluviatilis (European perch) is the source of this 1877-nucleotide messenger RNA. It is a transcript of the gene tmem242, whose product is annotated as transmembrane protein 242. NCBI's taxonomy places the organism in Eukaryota, Metazoa, Chordata, Actinopteri, Perciformes, Percidae. The coding region runs from base 101 to 727 and encodes 208 amino acids. The transcript is spliced from 6 exons. The record is from RefSeq and is a predicted model, not a curated record.
UGUGCGCGGUGCAGAUCUGGUUGUACUGGCCCGGAUGGUGCUGGUCCGGAGCCGCGUGGUGCAUAUGAGACAUGUGUCCUCACAGACGGACUGAAGCAACAUGACAGCAGCAGCUGAUGAGAACAUGCCAGUGGAUGUGGGAGAAGGAGCACAAAGUGACGAAGAGGCCAAACUGCAGAUAUUAAAAGGGGCGGCCUUUCUGACCACGGUGGCGUCUGCAGGGAUGCUGGCGGGAUUUGGCUCCACGCUGGCGCUCGCCAAGAAGAAGAGCCCCGGCUGGUUUAGUAAGGUACAGCUCGCCCCCCCACGUAAUAAUUCAGCACAUCAAAGAGACGCAAAUUGUCCAAAAAGAGACAGAAAUAGACUCAAAGAGACACAAAUCGUCCAAAAAGAGACAAAAAUAGACUCAAAGAGACACAAAUCGUCCACUCGUCUUUGUCGUCUACGCCGAAACCUUCGAGAGACCGUUUAUAAAAGGGGAAAUCAGAUGAAACGGCGAAGGGCACGCAAGGCUGAGAGCGGCGCCCGGGCCUGGCGCUGCUGCAGCCAUUGGCGCGCACUCAAGGCCGGGCUGCUCAGCCUCACCGUCUGGAAAGUCCUCGGCGUUCACAGCUUGUCAGAGUUCAGACAGAAGAUGCAGUCUAUCUUCCCGUCCGUCCCCAAAACCUCCGAGGCUGCAGCUGGAUCCCAACAUCUGGACUGGGACUCUGUCUUCAGCUCUAAAUGACCCCCAACAUCUGGACUGGGACUCUGUCUUCAGCUCUAAAUGACCCCCAACAUCUGGACUGGGGACUCAGCUCUAAAUGACCCCCAACAUCUGGACUGGGGACUCUGUCUUCAGCUCUAAAUGACCCCCAACAUCUGGACUGGGGACUCCGCUCAGCUCUAAAUGACCCCCAACAUCUGGACUGGGGACUCUGUCUUCAGCUCUAAAUGACCCCCAACAUCUGGACUGGGGACUCCGCUCUAAAUGAUCUGCAAAGUUGAGACGCUGCGGGACAAAGAACAGCUGGGAUCACAGCUGUAAAGAUGAAUGGAUGAGUUGUCAACUGUUAAAAUACUCUCCUAACUAUUCUGAUAAUCCAUUCAUCAGUUGGAGUCAUUUCUUUAUGAUAAAAACAGGUAAACGUGUGUGAUGUCAGCGUGUUAAAGGUGAAUAUUUUCUAGUUUCUUCUCUCCCCUGGGACAGGAAACUGAAUAUCUGACAUUUUUCGCGCUUUUUAUUUUAGACAUUUGUUAAUUUUGUCGACAUUUUUGAUGGAAGUUUGUAAAAUUUCUUUCGCCUUCUUUUGACAUUUCUUUUUACACUUUUUCCAACAUUUUUGUUGCUUUGUUUUUAAACAUUUUUGACAAAUAAAAAAAAAAAGUAACAUCUUUUGUUGAAUUUUUUUCGUCAAAUUUUUGGUACACUUAUUCCAAACUUUUUGACGAAUAAAAAAACAAAGAAUUGUUGACAUUUUUGGUGAUUUUUUUCAAAGUUCUUUUUGACAUUUUUACCUCAUUUUUUUACUUUUAACGUUCAAGCUAGUUUUCUCGGAAAACUAAAAUCCAUCAUAUGUGAAUAUUGUUCUAGUGUCUUCUCUCCUCUGGAACAGUAAACUGAAGAUCUUUGAGUUGUGGACAGAACAAGACAUUUGAGGACAUCAUCCUGGGCUUUUUUGGGAAACACUGAUCCACAUUUUUAGAGACCCAACAACUCAUCCAUUCAUCCAGCAAGUAACCGGUAGCUGCAGCGCUCGAGUCUCCAAGUCAAAGCGAUUUCUUCGACAGAGACGCUGAAACUAAUGUGCAGAUUUGGCAGAGACUCCUGCUCGUGUUGUGUAUAUUUGUAAAAGUGUGUUUGAUUCUCUGAAUAUGAUCUUGUGAUUUGACUUUUA